AUGGACAUGACGCGCAGCACGAACAGCCAGCGACCAGCAAAUGCGCGACCAGACGCCCCCACAGCUGCGCGACAUCAUGCGACCACAGAUGCUAUACCUAUCAUUCCAUUGCGGCGCAGGAAGACGCAGCUCGCAUGCAACGAGUGCCGGCGACGACAGGUGAAGUGCGAACAGUUACCCCCGGGAUCGCCGUGUAGCCGCUGCAAGAAGCGGGGUAUCAAAUGUGAAUACUUAUCAAGUGCUGCCCGCUCAGCCCCACCUGGAGACGCACCUGGAGACGAUGGUCGACCCUCACAGACGAUACGCGCCGACCAAGGUGCAAGUGAGGACAUGCCGUACAGCCCAUCUAGCCCUACUGUCCCAUCACAUCCAGGUAGCCGGCAGCAUUGGGAUACGACUGGGCCGGAAUGGACGAGGAAUACGGAACCACUCCUGACCAACGCUCCUCAAUAUGGAACGUCGUACUACACACCGGCUCCGCACAGUCCGGUUCCAUAUGGUUAUGAAUUCUCGGCGCCGGCGGGCCCGUAUGAACCUCCCGAUGCGUACGGCCACCAUGCAGUGCAUCCCGUAGCGAGUGCCGGAGGACCAUAUGUCGUGGCGCAAGGCGGAGUCUCCCCUCACGCGAUUACUCACCAACCCAAUUCUGUCGGGUAUCCUCAUUCUCCCUAUGUUUCCCAGAGCCAGGCGUACCACGUAGACAUCAGCAGGAGCCAUAACAGUAGACCUUCUUAUACGCCACCCUCGCCCGGCAACUAUUCCGUUACCUCUUCUCCCUCCCCUCCCUUCGGGUCGCCAGCGACCGAUGAUGCGCCCACUGCGCAGGCUCCGCCGGGUGUCCUGCAGAGCCCCAUUUCCGCUGCUUCCUCCGUCCACUUCGGCCCCUCGUAUUCACAGGCGAAUUUUCAACCGCCUACUCCCAGCUUUCAGACGUGGCGCGGCGCACAAGAGCAUUCGUUCGAGACGCAUCACAGUGCGUCUUCAGGGGACCAUGCUCGAGAGUUGGACGGUCAUUACAAUCUACGGCCGACACAUAUUUGUCUCGCCUCGUCCUCUGCCACGCCGCAUGCGGUGUCCUCUCCAAAUCCAAACAUCCCGAUGUCAAUUCCCACCGGCUCCGUAUACCAUCAUUACCCUUCGACCAACGAGAUGCGCGUAGAUGAGACGAAUACCCACUUCUCAGAUGUACGAGAGGGCCAUCGACAAGGCAUGGAUUACCAAAACCAGGAGGAGCAUACAAAUGUCGCGGGUCACCCCCGCUCAUUCUUCCCUGCCUACGCCAAUGCAGGCGCCGGAGAUUGGCCGCCGACUUUCCCUAGCAGCUACUCCAACCACCCGUUGCCGCAGUCCAACGCCCACAUAUACCCCGCUUGUAUGGACCAACAGGGAUUGUCGACCCUCUACGAUAGCUGGACGCAUCAGAUGGUUCCCGGCGUUGCCCAAUCCGACCAGGAGCAACGUUCCUUGCCGUAUGCGGGAACGUAUGCUCCCCAACGGACGUAG
Molecule: messenger RNA, 1503 nt
Organism: Gloeophyllum trabeum ATCC 11539
Lineage: Eukaryota; Fungi; Basidiomycota; Agaricomycetes; Gloeophyllales; Gloeophyllaceae
Exons: 6
Coding region: 1-1503 (500 amino acids)
Biological process (GO): regulation of DNA-templated transcription
Molecular function (GO): zinc ion binding; DNA-binding transcription factor activity, RNA polymerase II-specific
Source: RefSeq, a predicted model, not a curated record